AUCCCAGUCUAAACAAGUCAAAAAAAAAAUAAACUUUUUGCAAUGAAUUUUAAGCUUUGCGAUGAUUCACCUCCGAGAAUUGUGUCCAGCAGUAUUAACUUUUUACCUUGUCUGUAUAUCCGUGGUAUGGUGAUAUGAUGGAAGUUGCAUGAACAUUCAGAGCGUUCAAGGGACUUUAGUUACUAACCAACAGUGGUACUGAAAACAUCUACUUAGUAUUUUGAGAAAAAAUAUAAUAUAAUAUAAUGGCUCCUAGCGGGUAUAAUACGGCAGUGACGAAAAAAUUUAUUGCUCAAGUGCAAAAGAACAAGUGUUUGUAUGAUCUUAACGUUAAAAAAAAUUUUAAUAACAAAGGUUUAGACAGUAUUUGGCUGGAAAUUGUUAAUAAAUGUCAUCUCGAAAGUGUAACUAAAGCUAGAAGGAAAUGGGGUUACCUCGCCGCCCAAUACAAAAAGGGUCUCGUAAAUCCAUUGAAAAAAUCAAUUUACCAUGAUGACCUUAAUUUUUUGUAUUCGUUCGUACAAACAAUUGAAGAUGUUGAAGAUGAUGAAGUGGAAUUCAUAAUGAAAAAAGAAUCUGAGGAUGCUCAAAACAGACCUAGGAUGAGAGAAAACUCUUAUGAGAGACCAAUGUCAUCGGCAUCAGGGAGGAAUAGCUUAAGACGUUUGUCUAAUGAAAAUCGUUCGUCAACGUCCUCAGGUCGUCAAUCAGUAUUUAGCAUGUCCGGUUACCCUUCUAUGUCAGUUGGCGGGCCCAGCGAAGCAAUGCAGAUUGAUAAUCCUGAAGACGAGUUGAAGCCUCUUUUUGAAUCUUGGUAUCGGUCAACUAAAAAAUUACCGCCGGAAUGGCAAAGACAUGUGAAGCGUCAGUUUUCUGAAAUUAUCAACGUUACUGAAGCGAAUGUUUCGAAUGAAAUUGCUGAAUAAUUGAAAAUCAAAAAUUAAUCGGAUGUUUUAUUUUUUUUUUAGCAAAUAAAAAUAG
Cotesia glomerata is the source of this 981-nucleotide messenger RNA. RefSeq lists its product as uncharacterized. Bases 246 to 926 code for a protein of 226 amino acids. Gene Ontology annotation, biological process: regulation of transcription by RNA polymerase II. The record is from RefSeq and is a predicted model, not a curated record. Gene Ontology annotation, cellular component: nucleus; transcription regulator complex. NCBI's taxonomy places the organism in Eukaryota, Metazoa, Arthropoda, Insecta, Hymenoptera, Braconidae. The transcript is spliced from 2 exons.